AUGGCCGCCGAAGAGAGUAAACAGGGUCUGCUCGAUCCACACGCGGCGGACCCUUCCUCCAUGGAUGGCGAAUGGUCGGGGCACGAAUCCUCCGAAGACAUUGAGCUCGAGUCGACCAGCUCCAUCCCCCCGAGGAAGCGAUUCGGCGCCUUUCCCGACGUCUCGGACCGAAUCCAGGUCCUACUGCGACCAGCCGACGGCAGAUCCUGGGGGCGCAUCGCCCUCAUCUCCUUCGGAGCCCUCGUCAUCUUUCUUGUUCUGAGCGGUGGCGGGCUAUUCAGAUAUAAGAAGCACAACAGCACUGACGCUGUCGGCAAACAUGAUCGCAGCUGGUCGCCACCCUGGUAUCCUAGCCCCCGGGGAGGCACUCUUAAAGAGUGGGAAUCAAGCUACCAGAAAGCCUCCGAGUUAGUGUCCAAGAUGACACUGCCAGAAAAGGUCAACAUCACGACGGGAACCGGGUGGAAAAUGGGCCCAGCCGUGGGAAACACUGGUCCGGCCCUGGGUGUUGGCUUCCCCAGUCUCGCUCUACAGGAUGGUCCCCUGGGCAUCCGCCUGGCUGACAACAUCACUGCCUUCCCUGCCGGCGUCACCGUCGGUGCCACGUGGAACAGGGAGCUCAUGUACGACCGCGGCAAGGCACAUGGUCUCGAGGCUCGCGCCAAGGGAAUCAAUGUCAUCCUCGGACCCUCGGUCGGUGCGUUUGGUCGCAUCCCCGCAGGCGGUCGCAACUGGGAGGGCUUCGGGCCGGACCCAUACCUCCAGGGCGUGGCGUGCUCCGAGACGAUUCGCGGCAUCCAGGAUCAGCAUGUCAUGGCCACCAUCAAGCACUUUAUCGCCAACGAGCAAGAACACUUCCGCCAGCCUCACGAAUGGGGCCUCGAGAACGCCAUUUCCAGCAACCUCGACGACCGCACCCUACACGAGAUCUAUGCUUGGCCCUUUGCCGAUGCUAUCAAAGCUGGCGUUGCCAGCGUCAUGUGCUCCUACAACCAAGUCAACAAUUCAUACGCCUGCGCCAACUCCAAGCUCCUCAACGGCAUCCUCAAGGACGAAAUGGGCUUCCAGGGUUUUAUCAUGUCCGACUGGUUGGCCCAGCGCUCCGGUGUUGACAGUGCCUUGGCCGGCCUCGACAUGUCCAUGCCUGGCGACGGUCUCAACUGGGAGGACGGUAAAUCCCUAUGGGGCCCCAAGCUUACUCAGGCUGUUCUCAAUGGCACCCUCCCCAUGAGCCGCCUUGACGACAUGGUCACUCGAAUCGUCGCUUCCUGGUACCAGCUUGGCCAGGAUGACAAGGAGCUCUUUGAUAGAGAGGGUCCCAACUUCUCCUCUUUUAGCAAAGAGAGGAUGGGCGUGGAGGCCCCUGGUAGCCCCUCACCCCAGACCAAGGUCGAGGUCAACAAGUUUAUUGACGUAAAGGAGGACCACGACAAGGUGGCAUAUCGUGUUGCUCUUGAAGGAACCGUCCUUCUGAAGAAUGACGGUAUACUCCCCAUCACCCGCAACGGCGAGAUAGGCCUUGACAAGAAGAAGAAGGAAGGCCGGAAGCUCCGCGUUGGCAUCUUUGGCGAGGACGCCGGUCCUGGCGAUGGGCCUAAUGCUUGCCCCGACCGUGGAUGCAACCAGGGCACGCUGGGCUCUGGGUGGGGCAGCGGCGCCGUCGAGUUCCCGUAUCUCAUCACGCCUGAAGAGGAACUGCGCAAGGGCUUCAACGAGAGUGAAGUUGACGUCUUUUCCUUCCUCGACAACGACCUGAAGAAUCUGAAGAAUGCGACGGCUCUAGAGGAUCGAGACAUCUGCUUCGUGUUUGCAAACUCGGACGCUGGCGAGGGCUUCAUAUCGUGGAAUGACGUCAAGGGUGACCGCAACGACCUGCACCUACAAAAGGGCGGUGACGAUCUCAUCAAGGAGGUUUCUAAGCGUUGCGGCGGCGGAAAGGGCUCGACCAUUGUCGUCUACCAUUCCGUUGGCCCUGUCAUUGUGGAGGAGUGGAUCGAUAAGCGUGAGGUCAAGGGUGUCUUUGCGGCCCACCUCCCGGGCCAGGAAAGCGGCCGUGCGAUUGCGGCGCUCAUAUUCGGCGACGAGGGCCCGAGCGGCAGGCUACCGUAUACCAUGGGACGCACGCUCAAGGACUACGGCAAUACGAUUGGCGUCAUCUACGACACGAAUGAAGAGGUCCCCCAGCAGAACUUCGAAGAAACGCUUUACAUUGACUACCGCCACUACGACAAAUUUCUCGUGCCGCCGCGCUUUGCCUUUGGCUACGGCCUGACGUAUGCACGCUUCGAGCUCAAAGACAUCAGAGUGAAGGAAGUCAAGGGCAAGUCUGCACUUCCCGGAGAGCGACCCCCGCCCAGCGCCACCCCCCCGGAGUACGACGGGAAAAUACCGCCAGCCGAGGACGUCCUGUUCCCUCCGGAGAUCCGCAAGCUCGACAAGUACGUGUACCCGUACCUCGAGUCGGCCGAGAGCGCCACCGCCGCCGGUACUAAGUACCAGUACCCGGAGGGCUACGACGUCGAGGCUCCACUUUCGGAUGCUGGUGGAGGUGAGGGCGGCCACCCGGACCUAUGGGAGACGCACGUCAUCGUCAGCAUCGAAGUUGGAAACGUCGGUCACGUCCCUGGCCACGCCGUGCCCCAGCUGUAUCUGUCGUACCCGCCGUUGUCGGAGGCUCAAGGCGUGGAAUUCCCUAAGAAGGUGCUCAGGGGGUUCGAGAAGGUGUAUCUCGAGCCUGGCGAGUGGGCUACCGUCGACUUUGAGAUCACCAGGCGCGACCUGAGCUACUGGGACGUCAAGCGCCAGAACUGGGUCAUGCUCGAGCAGGGGAGGUAUGUCUUUACUGUUGGUAACCAUGCCAAGGAGCUGCGUCUGCAAGAAAGCUGGUAA
This is a messenger RNA of Geosmithia morbida, 2889 nucleotides long. Its product is annotated as beta-glucosidase. Gene Ontology annotation, biological process: glucan catabolic process. The transcript has a single exon. Lineage: Eukaryota; Fungi; Ascomycota; Sordariomycetes; Hypocreales; Bionectriaceae. The record is from RefSeq and is a predicted model, not a curated record. Gene Ontology annotation, molecular function: beta-glucosidase activity. The coding region runs from base 1 to 2889 and encodes 962 amino acids.